ACGUGUUACCUAGGAGACAACAGAAGCAGGCGUGGAGAUGAUUGCCCUUUACCCAUUUGACAGCCUGUGCGCGAGCUUCCCAGAGUAACCCGGAAGUUGUGGUCGAAGGUUGGUGUGCAAGAGGGAAUGUGAGUGUCUCCGUAUGUAUGUGCAUGUAUUUGUACAUAGUGACUGAUAUGGCUGCCAGUUUUCUAUGUAUUGCUGACUCGCAGUGUUUAUGUAAUGUACGAUUGUUAAAUUAUUAGAAUUUUGAACAAAACAUGUUGGUUACAAGCCUGUGGAUGUGAAUUUGGGCUGCGGAUGCUGUGGUAAGCGGCUGGAAAUAUUGGGUUAAUACUAAACCAUUCUCAAUGCCAGAACAAGGCCCCAGGAUGAAUGGUUUCUCUUUAGGCGAGCUAUGUUGGUUGUUUUGUUGUCCACCUUGUCCCAGUCGCAUCGCGGCCAAGCUCGCCUUUCUUCCACCAGAGCCAACAUACUCGGUACAGCUGGAUGAAACGAACGGGACGUGUAGCCUUAACUUGAGCGAAAGGGCUGAUUGGCAGUAUUCCCAGCGGGAGCUAGACGCGGUGGAGGUGUUUUAUACAAGGACCAGUAGGGGAAACAGGAUGGGGUGUAUGUUUGUUCGCUGUGCCCCCAACAGUCGUUAUACAAUCCUGUUCUCUCAUGGCAACGCUGUGGAUCUGGGACAGAUGUGUAGUUUUUACAUUGGGUUGGGCUCAAGGAUCAAUUGCAAUGUAUUUUCUUAUGAUUACUCUGGGUAUGGAGUCAGCGCUGGGAAGCCUUCAGAAAAGAAUUUGUAUGCAGACAUUGAUGCAGCAUGGCAAGCAUUAAGAACGAGGUAUGGUGUUAAUCCUGAAACAAUAAUCCUGUAUGGUCAGAGCAUUGGUACUGUUCCAACAGUCGAUCUGGCUUCUCGGUAUGAAUGUGCAGCUGUUAUCCUCCAUUCUCCUUUGAUGUCAGGAUUACGAGUGGCUUUUCCUGACACUAGAAAAACAUACUGCUUUGAUGCUUUCCCAAGCAUUGACAAGAUCUCAAAAGUGCUGUCUCCUGUUCUGAUUAUUCAUGGUACUGAAGAUGAGGUGAUAGAUUUUUCCCAUGGCCUGGCGAUGUAUGAGCGAUGCCCAAGAGCAGUGGAGCCUCUAUGGGUCGAAGGUGCAGGGCAUAAUGACAUAGAGCUUUAUUCGCAGUAUUUAGAAAGACUAAAGCAGUUUAUAUCUCAUGAGCUUCCAAACUCUUGAAGGCCAUGGCCCUACCUAUGUUAAUGUGAAAGAAAAGUAACUUGAGUUUUGCACAUACUGUAACUGGAUAGUUCUAUAUACUUUAUAUAAUGAAGAAAACUCUUAUCUAUUGGGAUUGUCUGGUAAAAUGUCAAAUACUUUUUUUUUAUUUUUUAUACUUGAAAUUUGUUCAAAUAACAAUGCAUAUACUGUUCAUUUGACGCAAUUACAAAUCCAGAUUCAGGUAAAGGUGGGGUUAACAUUUUUUCUAUUGUUUCAUUAAUAUUGCGAAAGGCUUUUCAACAGUUCUUUUACUUUUCUGCAAUUUACAAGACGGGGAUUUUCAUGUUAGAAAUGAGCACUAGUCUGUAGGUUUUAUUGCCUUCAGUUUCUUAAAUAGUAAUAGAGUUAAAAAAAUAAACUAUGGGGAGAAAUUUCUUACAUUUUUACCUGUAUCGUUGCAACUGAAAAUUCUAAUGAAACCUCCUGUACUGAUGAUUUGCUAAAUCUGUUCAGGCUUAGUGUUUUGCAGUCUUUUGAACCAAAUUUGAAAAUCAUAAAAAAAAAUGGUCAAGUUAUGUGCCAUGUGUAGCUACGGCUAAAUUUACUUUGGGGCAAAAAUGUAAAUACUGGCUUGAAAAAAAAAACACAAUGUGUAAAUUUAUCAAUAUUUGAAAACUAUGUUUCUUAUCUUAUAUAUAGUGAUCCUUUGAGCAAGCAUUCCUUGUACAUGAUUUCAGAGUACUGUACAUAAUUGAAUUACUCUUUGAAUAUAUUCUUCGGUAGCAAUUUUCUUUUACACUGACUUAAAUUAUCUGAUACAGCCAAAUUGGGUUUUUUAAAUGAUUGAAAAAUUUUAUUACAUUUCUAUUCCUGUAUUACUUUACUAGUAAAACUUUUGUAAUGUUUCCAGUAAUAAUAAAUUAAAUUUACACAUUUGUGUUUUACUUCAGUUAGGGAAGGUGGAGCUUCUAUAAAGUAACAAACUGUGAUUAAUUUAGAAAGUCAUUUGAUUCUUAACACUGGAAUUGCAGAAAUGCAGAAAUAAUGCAAACUGUGUAAAACUUUAAAACACUACUAGUAGGGUUCUACUUUUACCAAAUUAAGAGCCUUAAAUGUACUGUAAGCUGAAGAUUGUUAACUGAUGAUUACUAUAGUUUGAAGUUUAUGUACUGUUGCUGUAAAGUGACACACUGAUUGUGCUGGAAUAAAGGAUGCAUGGAAUAA
Molecule: messenger RNA, 2444 nt
Organism: Protopterus annectens (West African lungfish)
Lineage: Eukaryota; Metazoa; Chordata; Ceratodontiformes; Protopteridae
Gene: ABHD17C
Product: abhydrolase domain containing 17C, depalmitoylase
Exons: 3
Coding region: 351-1238 (295 amino acids)
Biological process (GO): protein depalmitoylation
Cellular component (GO): endosome membrane; plasma membrane
Molecular function (GO): palmitoyl-(protein) hydrolase activity
Source: RefSeq, a predicted model, not a curated record